AUGCGAUGCAGCAGUGAUUGGUGGAAACAGGGCGGCAACAACCAGGAGUGGGCGGUGGCCGAGAGUGAGUGGGUGACCGUCAAGGAGGAGAGCUUGAAGGAGGAGGAAUCGCAAGUGAAGGGCAAGAAGAAAGCCAAGGACUUCAUCGGCCUUUGCUUCAUGGCGGAUAACAACGACAACGACAACAACCUCGAGCCUAAUCCUUCCGAGGUUCUUGGUGAUAAGCUAUCAUCAUCCUCACCACCGCUACAGCCACCGUCAUGGGGACAGGGACGAUCUAGCGGCAAGCAGGGUCAAGGACGGCGGUGGGAUACUGGACGAGGCGCUGACACCGUGGAUGCGGGGAAGAGGUCGAGCGCUGAUCCCGAUGAGGCAGGGCCGGCCUCCGACGCUCUCGCGCCUACUCCGCAAAACAGGCCGUUGAAUUCACAGAAUGUAGCUGAUGCGCUACAGAAGUUUAAUCUUAAGAAGACUGCAGUACAAAAGGCACUGGAUGCAUUGGCUGGCAGUGGACAGAUUUCCUUCAAGGAGUAUGGCAAGCAGAAAAUUUACAUUGCUCGGCAAGAUCAAUUCGACAUUCCAAAUGGGGAAGAACUCGAGGAGAUGAAGAAAGCAAAUAACAGGUCGCAAGAAGAACUUGUGGAACAAAAGAAAGCAGUUAGUGAGGUUGAAUCUGAUGUACGAGGUCUGCAGUCAAACUUGACUUUGGCAGAGAUUAAGUCGAAGGAGGCUAAAUUACAAAGUGAAGUCCAGGAAAUGGAAGAAAAAUAAAUAAAAAAUAAAUUGCGGAGUGGUAAUCUUGUGAAACCUGAGGACAAGAAGAUAAUUGAAGAUUCCUUUUCUGAGAAAGUUAACCAAUGGAGAAAGCGAAUGAGGAUGUUCAAGGAGCUUUGGGAUAAUAUUACUGAGAAUACCCCAAAAGAUCAGAAGGAAUUUAACGUUUUUGCUGCAUUUCCCUCCGAUUCUCUUACCUUUUGACUGCACUUAAGACCUAUAUGCUUUGAUUAAGCAUUAAGCACAUCAAUGACAGAUUGUAAUUGCUACUAGUUCUUUUAGUUAUCACCUAUUGUUGGCA
Phragmites australis (common reed) is the source of this 1075-nucleotide messenger RNA. RefSeq names its product homologous-pairing protein 2 homolog. Lineage: Eukaryota; Viridiplantae; Streptophyta; Magnoliopsida; Poales; Poaceae. Gene Ontology annotation, cellular component: condensed nuclear chromosome; DNA recombinase auxiliary factor complex. Gene Ontology annotation, biological process: meiotic strand invasion involved in reciprocal meiotic recombination; homologous chromosome pairing at meiosis; meiotic joint molecule formation. The record is from RefSeq and is a predicted model, not a curated record. Gene Ontology annotation, molecular function: double-stranded DNA binding; recombinase activator activity.